UUGUCUUGACAAGAUACACAACUAAAAUAUUAAUGAUCAAAAUUUUACGUUGACGAGUGUGUAGUAGUAAAAUGCGACUUUGAGACGGGACAGGGAGUAAAACAAACUCGAACUUGUGUGAUUUAUAUUUUGUGGAGAGGAAGUAGUUACUACCACCAUUGCAUAUUCUAGAGUUGCUGCUCAUGCUGUGGUGCUUCAUCUUCCCGGUAACGAAGAGUAACAGAAAAAAAUUAGGGAUUUAGAAUUCAACAAUCAAGUACUAGCAACAAUGUUGUAUAAAUCAAGAGAUUCAAAAUUAAGAUCAAGAUCAAGAUCAAUUUCAAGAAGAUUAUGUUCACGGAAGGUGAUGAUUUUGUGUCUUGUAUUUCUAGCUAUUUUGCCUCCAAUCUUCUUCCAUUUCCGUCUCCGUCGUUUCCAUCAGAUUCAACUCCGGAGAUGCGGUUGGGUUAACAAUCCUCCUCUUGUUUGUGCUCACGGCGGUGAUUCUUCCAACGCAUUCCCUAAUACCAUCGCUGCAUAUGUCUCUGCUCUUCAAUCUCGAGUUGACUGUAUUGAGAUCGAUGUUUCUCGUUCUUCGGACGGAGUUUUGUUCGCUCUCCAUGAUAGGGAUUUGCAGCGGUUGUCUGGAAACACGAGUUCUAGAGUUGGUUACAUGAGCUCAAAACAGAUAAGAGAGCUUAGUGCUUCACAUCAAUCUACUGAUAAGGUUAAUGAUGAAAGCAUACCCACAAUUCAAGAUGCUCUGAUGUUGGCUGCAAGUUCUGUACGAAAGAUAAUUCUAGAUGUUAAAGUUGGACCCCCGUUGUAUGAGAAAGGGCUUGCCAAAGAUGUUCUCUCUAUUGUGGAGCAGGCAGAGUGCAGAAACUGCAUUGUAUGGGCUAAAAGUGACAAUUUAGCAAGAGAUGUCAUUAAACUCUCAUCAGAAAUUGCAGUUGGCUAUAUAGUCAUGAUCGAACCCUCUACAGGGGCUAGAUCAACAUUGUUGAGGAUAAAAGGUGCCGAGGUUGUUGGUGUCUACCACCCAUUGAUUGAUGAAAAUCUUAUGAAAGCUUUGCACAGGAGGAGAAAAAAGGUGUAUGCUUGGACUGUUGAUGAUGCAGAAUCCAUGGAAAGGCUAUUGUUUGAGCAUGUUGAUGCUAUUGUUACGAGUAACCCAACUUUACUUCAACGCCUAAUGCAAGAUAGCAAAACACAAUGUCUGGAAGAAGGUUUUUCAUUACCAGACUAACAUUUGUUUCAAAACAUACAUCUCUGAUUAAAAGAUUCCUUGUACAUUGUGAUUUGUAAUGAGCAUAAUACCAAUCCUAUGUGUAACUUUCAUUA
This is a messenger RNA of Trifolium pratense (red clover), 1323 nucleotides long. RefSeq names its product glycerophosphodiester phosphodiesterase GDPD4. The record is from RefSeq and is a predicted model, not a curated record. Gene Ontology annotation, molecular function: phosphoric diester hydrolase activity. NCBI's taxonomy places the organism in Eukaryota, Viridiplantae, Streptophyta, Magnoliopsida, Fabales, Fabaceae. Bases 269 to 1228 code for a protein of 319 amino acids. The transcript has 7 exons. Gene Ontology annotation, biological process: lipid metabolic process.